AUGGGGGGAAAGAGUUUGGCUAUUUGCUUUGUUUUCGCAGCCAUUUUCAUGGCAUAUCACGGCGAGGCUGAGGUGGCGCGUGAAGAUUUUAUCGGGACAAGGGGCAGCCAAUUUGUUAUGAAUGGGAGGUCAUUUUAUUUUAAUGGCUUCAACUCUUAUUGGUUGAUGUAUAUGGCUUCUGACCCAUCGACUAAGGUAAAGGUGACAGACACCUUCGCUCAGGCAUCAGAGUAUGGAAUGAAUUUGGCGCGAACUUGGGCUUUUAGUGAUGGUGGCUAUAGAGCCCUUCAAACCUCUCCUGGAUUAUAUAAUGAAGAUAUGUUCAAGGGUCUAGAUUUCGUUGUGUCUGAAGCCAAGAAACAUGGAAUUUAUUUGUUAUUGACUCUCGUCAACAAUUGGGAAGGUUUUGGAGGGAAAAGACAAUAUGUACAAUGGGCUAAGGAUCAAGGUCAUUACUUGAACAAUGAUGAUGACUUCUUCACUAAUCCUAUUGUCAAACAAUACUAUAAAAAUCACGUUAAGGCUGUACUAACAAGAAUCAACUCAAUAACUGGAGUGGCGUACAAAGAUGACCCUACCAUAUUUGCAUGGGAGCUCAUCAAUGAACCUCGUUGCCAGUCUGACCUCUCCGGAAAAGCUAUUCAAGAUUGGGUUGCAGAAAUGUCAGCUUAUGUAAAAUCAAUUGACGCGAAACAUCUAGUGGAAGUUGGCAUGGAAGGAUUUUAUGGUGAAUCGAUGCCCGAAAAGAAACAAAAUAAUCCUGGUUAUGAAGUUGGAACUGAUUUCAUCGCCAACAAUCUUGUCCCUCAUGUUGACUUCACAACAAUUCAUCUAUACCCCGAUCAAUGGGUUCCUGGUUCAAACGACGAGGUACAAGCUGAAUUUGUCCACAAGUGGAUCCAAACACACAUAGAGGACUCCAAAUUGGUGAUUGGAAAGCCAAUAAUGGUGACUGAGUUCGGCAAAUCUUCAAGAUCAUCGGGUUACAAUGUGCAAGCAAGGGAUAACUACUUCAGCAGCAUAUUCGACAGUGUUUAUAAAUGUGCAAGAACCGGUGGUCCGUGUGGAGGUGCACUAUUUUGGCAAGUGAUGGCUCAAGGAAUGGGAGAUUGGAGUGAUGGUUAUGACGUUGUCUUGGAACAAAGCCCUUCUACUGUUGGUGUCAUCUCUCAGCAGUCCCGUGAAAUAUCUUCACUUAAUCAAAUUAAUUUUGCUACCUCAAUAUGA
Erythranthe guttata (spotted monkey flower) is the source of this 1227-nucleotide messenger RNA. RefSeq names its product putative mannan endo-1,4-beta-mannosidase 9. The record is from RefSeq and is a predicted model, not a curated record. Lineage: Eukaryota; Viridiplantae; Streptophyta; Magnoliopsida; Lamiales; Phrymaceae. Gene Ontology annotation, molecular function: mannan endo-1,4-beta-mannosidase activity. Gene Ontology annotation, biological process: polysaccharide catabolic process.